This is a messenger RNA of Poecile atricapillus (Black-capped chickadee), 3630 nucleotides long. RefSeq names its product galactose-1-phosphate uridylyltransferase (gene GALT). The transcript has 12 exons. NCBI's taxonomy places the organism in Eukaryota, Metazoa, Chordata, Aves, Passeriformes, Paridae. Gene Ontology annotation, biological process: beta-D-galactose catabolic process via UDP-galactose, Leloir pathway. Bases 74 to 1159 code for a protein of 361 amino acids. The record is from RefSeq and is a predicted model, not a curated record. Gene Ontology annotation, molecular function: zinc ion binding; UDP-glucose:hexose-1-phosphate uridylyltransferase activity. Gene Ontology annotation, cellular component: cytoplasm.
UGCGCCGGCGCGCCGGGGCGGGGCGGGAGGCUGGAAGGGGCCGAUCCCGCCGGGUUUCCGGGACUGGGGCGGCAUGGAGCCAUCGCUGGCGGAGGGGGGCGGCCGCUUCCGUACCAGCGAGCACCAGCACGUUCGGUACAACCCGCUGCGGGACGACUGGGUGCUGGUGUCGGCCCACCGGGUGAAGCGCCCUUGGCAGGGUCAGCUUGAGAAGCCACCCCCAGAGGAUGUGCCCCGCUGGGACCCCAAGAACCCCCUCUGUCCCGGGGCCACCCGGGCCAACGGCGAGGUGAACCCAAAGUACGAAGGUACUUUCGUCUUUCCAAAUGACUUCCCUGCACUGCAGCCUGAUGCUCCAGAACCUGAUGACAGUGAUCACCCCUUGUUUCGAGCUGCCCCAGCCCGGGGUGUGUGCAAGGUGAUGUGUUUCCACCCCUGGUCAGACCUGACGCUGCCUCUCAUGUCCCUGCCAGAGAUCCGGGCUGUCGUCGAUGCAUGGGCAGAGCUGGCGACUGAACUGGGUGCUUCCUACCCCUGGGUGCAGAUCUUUGAGAACAAGGGAGCGAUGAUGGGCUGCUCCAACCCACACCCCCACUGCCAGGUGUGGGCCAGCAGCUUCCUCCCGAACGAGGCGCGCCUGGAGGACCGGACCCAGCGCCAGCACCUGAGCCAGCAUGGCGUGCCCAUGCUGCUGGAGUAUGCUGAGCAGGAGGCUCGCCGAAAGGAGCGGCUGGUGGUGGAGAAUGCAGACUGGCUGGUUGUGGUGCCAUACUGGGCUACCUGGCCCUACCAGACCCUGCUGCUGCCCCGCCGCCACGUCUGUCGCCUCCAGGACCUCAGUGACAGUGAGAAGGACAGCCUGGCCUCCAUCAUGCAGAGGCUGCUCAUCAAGUACGACAACCUCUUUGAAGUCUCCUUCCCCUACUCCAUGGGCUGGCACGGAGCCCCCACAGGCCCCUACCUGGAGGAGGAGUGCAGGCACUGGCAGCUCCAUGCCCACUACUAUCCCCCACUGCUGCGCUCCGCCACCGUCCGCAAAUUCAUGGUGGGAUACGAGAUGCUGGCACAGGCACAGAGAGACCUCACCCCAGAGCAGGCAGCUGAGCGCCUGAGGAGCCUCCCUGAGGUACACUACAAGAAGAGGACCGAGGAGGUGUGAUGGGGAGCAGCACAACAUCCAGGCCUCGGAUCUGCAAAGGAUUGCUCCUGCCUGCUUUUCCCAAAACCACCCUGAAUGAGUCUAAUUUCUUCAGAAACAAAAGCCAGAAGCCUUGAGAAUUUCCCCAUUCUUCUGGGAGAGAGCAGGGUAGACGUCCUGCACCCAGUAGAGCUGGGGCUUCAUGAAGUGGAAUCACCUUGCAAGAUCAUGUCCAGAGCUCUGCCUGGUCAUCCUCCCUCCUUUCAGAGCAGCAAGGUGGGAUGACAUCAACUGGGAGCUUACUGGAGCCCUGUUCCUCGCAGGGGAAGUGGGGAGUUCACGCUGGGACAGUGGCUUUGCAGAGCCACACCCAGACAUGGGCACUGAGGGAUGGAGAAAACAGAAUGAAGCUGCCAAACCCCUGGCUGGUGGGGGAAAAGGUGAGAGGUCAGAGAGCUGGUGGGAGGGUAAUGUGGGAUCCUGUUGGCACCUGUUGGAGUUAUGGGAAACUCCAGCUGAUCUAAACCUAAACCUGCUGGCAGGCUGUCUGCUGGAGAAGCUGUUCUCUGCUCAUGCUGGAGGGGAGUGGCAUCCCACAUAUUGCAAAUAUUUCUAGAAGACAGCUCCUCACCCCUUCUCCUGCAGUUUGCAUGACCUGAACAUCUCUGGUAAGAGCAGAUGAGGCUGUGAGGAGAGAGAACUCUGGUCUCAGUGUGAUACCAGAGCACUCCACAUGGACAUGAUCCCUGUGGCCAGCACUGGCCUCAGCUCUGCCAGUCCUCACCACCUGAACAUGUAUUAUUUGUGUGCUCCAUGGACACUGGCUCAUCUCCUCUGACCUCUCUUGCACAAAGCCUCUGGUCUGGGGCUGGAAACUGGAAAUGGAGCCCCUGGAGAUCCUGAGGCUAGAAUAAAGACAAGCUGUGUGCUCACACCUCAGUCAUGCCAACACUCACAGCUGUCUGGCAUGAGCAACUUUGGGUCUGAAUUGACCACCAAGGGGGCAAAUCCACCAACCACAAACUCAGAGCUGAAACUAGAAGAGUCCUAUGCAAUCCUCCCAAAAUGCCACUGGUGUCAGGGAAUGCUCAUCCAGGUUCCACCACUUGGAGGGAAAUACUGUUUGGUUUGCUUGCAUAAGCACCCCCAUCUCUCAUCAGCUGAGGGUCCUUGGACCUGUUAGCAGAUAAUCACUAGGUUUGAAAGCUCUCAGUUGUCCUCACAGCUUGAUCACAAAUGAGAAUGAAUGGUGUCUUCAAGGGGCUGCAGCAGGGUAUGAACUGGAGCCAGGGACCCCUUGUCAAGGGCACCUGGUACAGGUGGCUGCAAAAUGGGAAAAGCAGAGUUGACCCUCCUGUCAUUGCAUGGGCAAAAAGAGUAGAACAAGAAUAUUUUCACCUGGGGCAACACAGACAAAAGGACUCUUUCCACCUUCAACUUCCCAUGCUGGAGACUGUGAAGAGAAAGUUGUUUUAUAGAAAGAAACUGGGUCUUACAUUAAUAGAGAGAGAUUAUAGCUUUAUGUGAGAAGAAGAAAGAAGCUAAACGAGGUGCUGAUGCAGUGAGGAUCUUUAUUGUUAAGCACUCUUAAUAAUGCAUGGAGUUGUACUCAUCUUUCAGUAACUUUAUUCCACUAUUGUAAAUCUCAUUUUAGUGAUCCCAUCAUUUCAGCCUUAAUUCUAGCUGGCAUAGUAGAGCCAUCUGCCAGCCAGGAGAAUUUCUUACCUUCUCCUCCUUGUACCAAACACUGGGAAAUGCCCAGCUCCCACAUACCUGGGGGACAGCACAGGAACCAUCUGGAGCAGACAGACCUCCCAGACACUGCAGUAAGAAGACUCUGGCAUCCAGUGGGAAACCAGAAACUGGGCAGGGAGAAGUCCUGGAAGGAAUAGAAAUACAGCUUAAGGGUAAAACUUGAUAAUGCUAAAUUAGAGUGUGCAGUUAGAAAUACCAUCUCUUCUACACAGGCUCUCCAAACAGCUGUGAAAGCUCUCUUAUCAGAGGAAAAAACCCCAGCCAAAUAAAUUAUAUAUAUUUUGGUUUGUAAAUCACUAGAAUGGGACAGAAACCAGCAGGUUUUCUCCUGCAUCCUGCUAAUGCCUGUGUCACUGUGCUGGUCCUGGGAGGCUGGAGACAAACUUUGGGAAGUGCUCUUGGGGGGAUCGGGUGGCAGUGCCUGAGCUGAGCUUUAAUUAACAGAAAGUGGCCGCCGUUCUGCUCAGCACAGCAAUCUCAGACUUCAAUUGCUGAUUGAGGCAAGAGCCAUUUCUCACCAGGUAGAGGAAAUAAGGCUUGCAUCGGAACAUAAAAGAUUGUUUUAAUUAAACCUGGUAUUUCUAAGCCUGUUGCUGGCUGCAGCCGAACGGGGGAGGCAGCUGGAGUCAGUCAGAAAAUUCCCAGAAAAAAGACACUUUUUAUUUUUUCCACUUUGUAGGCUGGAAAUGGAGCAUGAUAGAAAAAUAAAAGGCUUUUGUUUUGUUCAGAGUUGUAUU